UCAAUAUAAUUUGAUAAUUAAUUUCCAAUAAAGUUAUUAUAGUAACUACAACUAUGUCGUUAUUUUACACAAACCGAGAGGUGCGAAUGAUAGAUGAUAGAAAGCGGAAGAAAGAAAUGUCCGACGCAGGCGUUAAAGAAGAGUUAGGUCAGAUGCAGUCCUGCGAUUUCUGCACGGACGAAUACGACAGUGAAACGGAGCUCCACGUUCACAGGAAGGUGAAACAUCGCGAGCAGGUGGCUAAUAUACUAACAGAGGAUACAAGCUGCAAGAUAUGCAUCAGGCAGCACAAAGACUUUGAGGAACUAUUGAAACAUACUAAAUCCACUCAUCUAUUCAGCUCCGAAGACGCUGAGCACGUUCACCGUCAAAUCUUCAUCUGCGAUUUCUGCAACCUGAUGUAUUUCAACAAAAAAAUGCUCGAGAUCCACAUGCAGUACAUGCACGACCCCAAACACAAGCAGAAACUCUCCGGAACAUGCCCAAAGUGCAACAAAAAAAUCAAAAUCAAACACGUCUGGUCUCAUUUUCAACGUCACCUGAUUCAAAGCGUCGCCUGCUGCCAAAUAUGUUUGAAAAAGUGUAGAAACCUGGCAGAUUUACGCGAACAUCUCAGAACACAUCCGAAUUACUACCAUUGCACGAUCUGUGGUUACGAAAGUAAAGUUAAAGACAGUUUUACGGCGCAUAUGCAAGCGCAUGACAGCAACUUACAUGAAAGUGGAAAUAUUGCUAUCAACGAGAGCGUUCUGUGGAAAUGCUUUGUUCCGAGGAAGAACACGACGAGGAGCACUUGUAAUAUUGGGGUUAAAGGUCUAUGUUUAAAAGAUUUGUUUGUGUGUGUGUUAUGCAGAGGGCUAUGUAAAGAAGGUGAGAAAGCGGCACACAUAGCCAAGUAUCAUUUGGUGGAUAUAGUGGCUUCGAAGAAACUGUACAUGUGUGUGUGUGGUGAACAGUUUUUUAACAAUGUGUUGCUGAAGCAUCACGUAUUCAAGUUGAAAGGAGAGCACAGAGCAAGUGACUUGUAG
Messenger RNA from Cydia amplana, 1028 nucleotides. Its product is annotated as zinc finger protein 521-like. The coding region runs from base 54 to 1028 and encodes 324 amino acids. The record is from RefSeq and is a predicted model, not a curated record. Gene Ontology annotation, cellular component: nucleus. Gene Ontology annotation, molecular function: DNA-binding transcription factor activity, RNA polymerase II-specific; RNA polymerase II transcription regulatory region sequence-specific DNA binding. The transcript is spliced from 2 exons. NCBI's taxonomy places the organism in Eukaryota, Metazoa, Arthropoda, Insecta, Lepidoptera, Tortricidae. Gene Ontology annotation, biological process: regulation of transcription by RNA polymerase II.